Messenger RNA from Colias croceus (clouded yellow), 1424 nucleotides. Its product is annotated as uridine nucleosidase 1-like. Bases 265 to 1239 code for a protein of 324 amino acids. Gene Ontology annotation, molecular function: hydrolase activity, hydrolyzing N-glycosyl compounds. The record is from RefSeq and is a predicted model, not a curated record. The transcript is spliced from 7 exons. Lineage: Eukaryota; Metazoa; Arthropoda; Insecta; Lepidoptera; Pieridae.
UUCCUUUUUUUUCCCUUUGUCUGCUGCAUGCAAGUCCUAUAAAAUUUGUAAACCUUUGUAAUGUAUUUAUUAAUACUAUAUUUUUGUAAUUAUUAAUAGGUAGGUACAUAAUUUAGAUGAAUUUAAUGUUCGUAAAAAACUGAUGUCAGAUAAAAGUGUGCAAAUGCCAAUUAAAAUAACAAAAGUUUAUCAAUUUUCAGUGUAACACUAGCGUCAAAUUCCCAAAAAUUACUAAUAGACCACGAUGGCGGUGCUGACGAUGCUAUGGCAAUAUUCAUGGCAUUAUUAAAUGAGAAACAUUUUGAUGGACCAAAAGUAGUUGGCAUCACAACAGUCCAUGGAAAUGUUAACGAGCCACAAGUCUUCGAAAACACUCAAAGGAUAUUGGACAUUGCUGACAGAAGAGAUGUACCAAUAUACCGCGGAUGUCAAUCAGCUCUCAUGAAGGAUUAUCCCACUGAUGGUUAUUUUGGUCACGACGGACUCGGAGAUAAUUCCACGAAGUCAUUUAAACCAAUCAAAGCGAAGUCUGAUUAUGCGUCAGUUGCUAUGAGCAAACUGUCGAAGAAGUAUAAAGAUAAAUUAACAAUUGUUACGUUGGGGCCACUUACCAAUAUGGCCGUAGCUAUAAAGUUGGACCCAGGAUUGUUAGCCAGGAUUUGGCAAUUGUAUGUCGCAGCUGGUAAUAUUUACACUAAUGGCAUGAAACUAGAAUUUAACGUUAAAAUGGACAUAGAAGGCUACUUCGUCGUUAUUCACAACGGGCUGGCAGACAAACUUACACUCAUUCCGUCUAAAGUGAAAAAGUCCCUAAAUUUGGGGAGGCAAUGGCGUAAAGAUACUUUCGGCGAAAUAAAGUCAGAUAUAGUGCGGUCUCUAAAUAUAUUUGAGCGCAUAUCCCUACCUAAGACCAACGAUUGGGCGCCAUUAGACCCUGUAGCGAUGUCCAUUGUUCUGGAUUCGUCGAUUAUAAAAGAGCUAAAGUUUACUCUGAAUGGAAUAUUUUUAUGUGGAAACUCGAAAGGGAGAAAUACAAAUGAUUUCAAGUCAAAAUCGCCGAAACAAAGAUUGGUGUUCUCUUGCAACAAGGAGCCGUUUAGGGAAUUUUUGAUGAAAAUAUUUUCAGCUGAUGACAAUAAGCAUGACAGAGAUGAAAAUGAUGAUAGCCACGAUCACCAUCAUGGCCAUCAUCAUGAUCAUCACCAUCAUCAUCACGACGAUAGUGACGAUGAUGAUUAAACAAAAUUAGUACCUACUGUGUAAUUCUGUUUUAUUAAACAACGAUCGUUAUCAAUUAUCAUGAUCACUAUUAUCAUAACAACGAUGAUGAUGAUGAUGAUAAAUAUGUUUAAGUAAAUAAAAUAUAAAUAAUUUUCCUUAAAAUUCUGUAAUCUGUAAUUGUAAAUUAAAAAUUGUGUGCAAUA